AGUGCUACUUCUAUCUAAUUUUCAAGGGCAGAUAAGAGCGAUACAGAAUCUGCUGUUAAAUUCAACAAACCAUCACUAAACAAUAUGGAAACUAAGACAAAUGCAGUCGUUCCGUAUCUUCAUCGCUUUCCAUAUUCUAUUGUUUGGACCCCCAUUCCUUUAUUGACUUGGCUAUUCCCUAUUAUUGGACAUAUGGGGAUCGCAAAUUCAUAUGGAGUCAUAUACGACUUUGCAGCUCCCUAUACAAUUGGAGAAGAUCAGAUGGCAUUUGGUUGGCCAACAAUGUAUUAUCAAGCGCAUCCUAAACACAUUGGAAGUCGAGAAAACUGGGACAAAGCUGUGUUUGAAGCGAAUGAAGUUUAUAAAGGACGAGUGCAUAAUCUCUUCUGUGAUAAUUGUCACAGUCAUGUGGCGUAUGCUUUAAACAAAAUGCGUUUUCAAGAUAAAGAUAAUUGGAAUAUGAUACGUGUUGUUGCAUUAUUGUUCUUCCAAGGAAGAUAUGUUAGUAAACGUCAUUGCUUUUCUUCAUGGUUCCCAUUCAUCUUUAUGAUAUGCAUAAUUUUGGGCGUCAUAUCAAUAAUUCUGCAUAUUAGAUGAAUAGUGCCAGUCAACUGAAAACUAAUAGGGAAGGCAGAUCAUUUGACGGGUCUCAUUUUACUGAAUACGUUUUAUUAUUAUUAUUAUUAUUAUUAUUAUUAUUAUUAUUAUUAUU
Messenger RNA from Heterobilharzia americana, 712 nucleotides. Lineage: Eukaryota; Metazoa; Platyhelminthes; Trematoda; Strigeidida; Schistosomatidae. The record is from the annotation of a GenBank genome assembly.